Molecule: messenger RNA, 549 nt
Organism: Hyaloscypha bicolor E
Lineage: Eukaryota; Fungi; Ascomycota; Leotiomycetes; Helotiales; Hyaloscyphaceae
Exons: 2
Coding region: 1-549 (182 amino acids)
Source: RefSeq, a predicted model, not a curated record
AUGGAUUUCCAAAACACCAAAUUCCGUAUAUGGGGCUUUUCUGAAAGGAGGACGGCCACAAAAGUGUACGAUGUGGCGCAUGUCCGAGAUGCAACAGUCGCUUCAAGAGUGUUCAACGCAAUCCUCAAAGACGCAUUGGCAUUGGAUAAUACCACGAGGUUUCGUUCACUUCGAACGGACCUUCUCGAAGUCAUCUGGUACUAUACACUGGGCUUCCUCAAAGACGUUGUAGAAGACACGGCCAUCAACCGCAGCAUCACGGACAAGGAUCAACUCAUAAAGGCUUGGGAAAUAUUGCAAAAUACUUUAUUAAAAGCGACAAAUUGGGGAAAUACUAGUAUUAGCAACACAUUGCAGGCGAUGAUCCCACAGAAACGUCUGCCGCCACAUAGAGUGAUUGAGGACAAGAGUCCUGUAAGAAUCUCGGCACUUUCUCCCAUCGAAAUUCUUGCCAGAAUUAUUUUCCAAUGGGGUAGUGGCGCGGAAACAGGAAAAAUGAAUGAUGAUCGUCUUUUCGAAACUAUCGAUUCUUCGCUUUUAACAGAUUGA